AUGGUUGGCAUUGAAACGGCCUUGAAGCUGGACGAUCUGAACUGUAAGCCGCAAAUCGAGUACGAAAACUGCCCGGUUUGUGGGGAUCGCGUGUCCGGGUACCAUUACGGACUGCUUACCUGCGAAUCAUGCAAGGGCUUCUUUAAGCGAACAGUACAAAACAAAAAGUCAUAUCAAUGUUCAGCAGAUCAGAAUUGCGCAGUAGACAAAUCAUGUCGAAAACGAUGUCCACAUUGUCGAUUCCAAAAAUGUAUACAACGUGGGAUGAAGGUUGAAGCAGUUCGUGAAGACCGUAUGCGUGGUGGUCGCAACAAAUUUGGUUCAUAUUAUAAACGUGAUCGUGCACAACGAAUGCAACGUAUAGCGCUACGAGCUAACGGGACACACAAUUUUUUCAAUCAAAAUACCACUGAACAACAAGUUUCUAGCAGUACACCAACUGGAUUAGCAGCAACAGCGGCUGCAACUGCAGCAGCUGCUGUACACGCACAGUAUUUCGACACAAGUGGAACUCAAAAGUUCAAAAACGAUUAUGAUGCAUUACUACAAUCGCCGACGCUUUCAAGCAGUACGCAGCCUCCGACUAAUUAUGUGAUGCCACGACCGAGUGCAUAUUUGCCAAAUUGUGAUAAUUUGGCUGCUUUACUGGGUUCAUCGAUCGACGACCCGUUGUUACGCAGCUCAUCUUUUCCCAUCUAUUCGUGCGUUAAACCAGAGCCUUUUGAUGGUUAUACUGAAGCCAAUUUUCCACAACCUUCGCUUUCUACUGAUUAUUCACCAUUCUGUCCACCAACAUCAUCUUAUACAGCAAUGACAGCAAUGGCACCGAUAGCGGUAGCAGCAGGAACUCCUGCACCUGGUACCACAACAGAUCGUUCCUCACCACUGCUUCCCAUAUGCCCGUUACCUACCGAAAAAACUAUCGACAGUGUCUUUUAUGCUCCAAAACAAACGGCCCUUUUGUGCAGCUGUACAGAAUCUCUGAUGGACCCGAAUCUCCUUAUACAUUUAUUAGGUAAAGGUGACAAAACUCGAGACGCAUUCCAGUUCUGCAAAUCAGUUAUCGAAGAAAGUCUCAAUUCGAUUGUUACGUGGGCUAAAAGUGCACCGUAUUUUGAGCAGUUACCGGUCGAUGAUCAAAUAACAUUAAUUUAUACAUCCUGGGCACCAAUUCACGUUCUUGAUUUCACAUUUCAUAUUCUUCACAGUCAUUUGCCUAUUUCUAUACAAUUUGGCAAUAGUCCAUUACCUGUGUCAACCAUUUGUUUAAUGGGUUUUGAUACAUUGGCACCAAAGUUCAAUGAAUUAUGCAGUAAAUUACAGUCACUGAAUUUCGAUCGCUGUGAUUAUGCAGCAUUUAAAGUGUUAACACUCUUCGAAGAUCGAGGUGAACGAAGUGCAGUAAACAACUGCGCUUUGACAGCUCAAGUUCACGCAUCGGUACUUACAGCGUGGGCAGCAUAUCGUUCCGUUCCCAAUGCUACCGAUCAUCCUUUAUACGUUGUUUAUGAGGAAUUGAAACUUCUUGCACGUCAGGCAGCUCAUUUGCUCAGCAAAUAUUCGACAGUGGGAAUGGAAGAAAAUUUGCUGAAAGAAAUGUUAACACGCAAAGAACAUCAUUUAGUAUCUCAGCAACCGCCAUCAUCAAUACUACCACCACCGCAACAAUAUGCAUAA
Messenger RNA from Brugia pahangi, 1677 nucleotides. Lineage: Eukaryota; Metazoa; Nematoda; Chromadorea; Rhabditida; Onchocercidae. The record is from the annotation of a GenBank genome assembly.